UCAUCCAAUGAAUUGGUACACUUAAAGGUUGGUUAUCGCUGUAAAAUAACAUUGGCGCCAUUUUCUCUGCAACAUCGGAAAAAGGAGAAAUUCACGAUUAUUGUGUUAAAAAUCGUAUUUCUUUCUUAAAACGAAUAGGCCUAUAUUCAGGGAUCAUGACUCGCACAAAGGGUCAUAGAUCAUCUGCACGGAUUGUAUAUCCAUCUGGGGUCAAGGAAUUAACCCCUGACCUCUCUAAAGAUGAGCUCAUGAGAAGAUUAAAGGCCCUUGCUCGAGCUUUCCAAGACAUGGAGCAGGAAGAGGAAACUGACCGGUACGAGCCCUUGGCUCAGCACCUCGUCAAGGAUAUUUUCUUCAAGCACCAGAGUAAAGAUAUACGACUACUGGUUGCCUGUUGCCUAGCUGAUAUCUUCAGGAUAUUUGCACCGGAGGCUCCUUACAAAACCAUGGAAACAUUAAAGGCCAUUUUCCGCUUCAUCACAAAGCAACUGUGGGGAUUGGAGAAUGUCGAAAGCUCAUCAUGGAAGCGCUACUUCUACCUACUGGAGAACCUAGCAAUGGUUAAGUCCUACAACAUAUGCAUGGAGCUUCCCGAUUCAAAUGAAAUAUUUGUGGAACUUUUUAAUGUAUUCUUUACCAUAAUAAGUGAAAACCACAGCCCUAAGGUGCGUACUUUUAUGCUUGACAUCAUGUGUCCUCUGAUCAGUGAGAAUGACGCUGUUACAUCAGAGUUGCUGGAACGCAUUUUGGUAAAUCUUUUGGACUCAAAGAAGAUCGAGAACUCAAGUGCUUUCACGUUAGCAAAAGAUCUAAUCAAAAGAACUGCUUCAAGUAUCGAACCAUCCAUUCAAGUUAUGUUCAACAGCAUCCUAAUACUAGGAAAAAAAGACAAUACUGAGCUAGGCCCGUACAUGUAUGAGCUGAUCUACCAGCUGAACCAAGUGUCAAGCAAUAUACUCUUGUCUGUUCUACCCCAACUGGAACUCAAGCUGAAGAGUAAUGAUGAGCGUGAAAGGUUGAGUGUUACCAAAUUGCUUGGAAAGAUGUUUUCAGAUAAAGAUUCUGACUUGGCAACCCAGCAUAAACCACUAUGGAACUGCUUCUUAGGAAGAUUUGGAGAUAUCAACAUCAACGUCCGACUUGAAUGUGUUCGUUUUGCUAGUCAGUUUAUUCUAUACCAUCCUUAUCUAGUACAAGACCUAACUGAUAAGUUGAGUGAGCGAGUUCACGAUGCUGAAGAAUCGGUACGUCAGGGUGUAGUCAGUAGCAUCAUCACAGCUGCCAAGAAAGACAUGACAAAUGUAACCCCUGACCUGUUCAACCUAGUCAAGGAGAGAACACUCGAUAAAAAGUGGUCAAUCCGUAAGGAUGCUAUCCUGGGCCUGAGUCAUGUGUACAAGAAAUGGUAUUACAACCCAGAAUCUACAAAUACAGAGAAGGUAAAGCUGGCAUGGAUCAAGGACAAGAUACUGCACAUGUACUACCAAACCAACAUGGAUGAUAAGCUGUUAGUAGAAAGGAUCUUUACCGUGUCAUUAGUUCCGUUCACUUUGGAAAAUGAAGAGAGAAUGAGAAGGAUGUUUGAACUUUAUGCAACUGUUGAUCAGCAUUCAGUCAGAGCUGUCAAUGAGUUACUUAAAAGUCAGUUUAUGGUACGCACCCACUUGCAGGGACUACUGGAACUCUACGAGCAAGAAGCAGACGAAAUCAGAGCAAAGAAAAUGUUUACAAAACUUAUUGUUAUUAGCAAAUGUUUGCCUGAUCCAGCCAAAGCACAAGAACAUCUCAAAAGGCUGCGUGAGGUGCUGGAUACAGAUCUGCGCAUUAGAAAAUUCCUACAGACCAUCGUCAGUCCAGGUGUCACAUGCAAGAAGGCAACGUUUGCAGUGAAAGAAAUUAUGAAGAAAUUUGGUGAUCCGUCUAGUCCAAAUGCAAUGUAUGAAACAGUUCAAAAAUUACUUGAACGUAGUGCACCGUUAACAAUAGACAGCGAAGCAGUGAAGGCCCUCAUCGAAUAUGUAGCGGAAGAGGCAUUCGGUCAGGGAGUUCCCAUCAGUGGUGAAGCUGAAGAGGGCGCUCUUGUCAGAGGCUUACAACUUCUGCAAACCUUAUCUGUGAUAUUUCCAGCAACCUUUAAAACGGAGGAAACGUACAAUAUACUAAUACAGUUGCUCGACAGCGUUGAUGAUAUGGUGUCCAAUGCGGCCUUACAAGUACUUAUCAACACUGGUGACAACUUAGAGUCUGCUUUUCCCAAGUAUGCUAAGAAAUUGAUACCAGUACUCCAAACCAGAGCCAGAGAAGGUACACCAGCUCAAGCCAAGAAAGCUAUUCUUUGCCUCAACAAAAUACUUGCAGACAAAAUUGCAGCUUUUAAGGUCUUAUUUGAGGAUAUUAAAGACAAAGUGAGUCUUGAAAAUGAGUACAUCUUAACCACGCUUACCACAUUGGGCCUCCUUUCAAAGUGUGCACCAGAGCAUUUCAGCAAUGCAAUGAAAACUGUGGUAGCUGUUAGUGUUGUAAAGGGAUUACUAAUGCUAGAUAACACAGAGGGAACACCAAGUAAAGGUAUAUGGUGUCAAGAUGACCAGGUGUGCUUAGAGACACAAGCUAAGAUUCAUGCUAUUAAGCUGCUUGUACACUGGCUUGAAGGUUUGAAGUCAAAUGCUGGAGGAUCAGGAUCAUCAACUAUUAGGCUCUUAGCAACAAUGAUCAAAAAUGAUGGUGACCUUAUGGAAAGGCAGAAGAUUCAGAGAACUGAUAUGGCUAGGCUGCGUCUAGCUGCAGGCUGUGCCAUGCUGAAGCUUGCACAAGAACCCUGCUUCUCAGAGCUUAUAACUCAAGAGCAAUUCCAACUAGUGGCUCUUCUUAUUAAUGAUGAAUGUUACCAUGUCCGAACCCGAUUUGCUAAAAAACUCAACAAGCAUCUGAUAUCACUGCGGCUACCACUUAGUUAUAUGAGUAUUUUCUCAUUAUGUGCCAAAGAUCCUGUAAAGGAAAGCCGGACACAGGCCAAGCAAUUUAUAGUACGCAACAUACAGACACGACGGGAGUGUGUACGCCAGCAUGUGAGGAAUAAUGCUCAAAUGAUGUCUUUGUUACCGGAGUAUGUUGUGCCAUAUACAAUCCACUUGUUGGCUCAUGAUCCUGACUUUCUCACCUUGAAGGAUAUAGAAGCACUGAGAGAUAUCAAAGAGUGUUUGUUGUUCAUGCUGGAACCACUAUUAGUGAAGAGUGAGAAUUUCAGCUUCCUCAAGAAACUUAUUGAAACUAUUAAAACCAUGAAAGAUGGGCAAAAUCCAGAUGAGAAAUCAGCCAACAGAAAAUUAUAUGCAGUAUGUGACUUAGCCCAUGGAUUACUGAUGUCUAAGAGUGCAAGUUUUGACCUGAAAGAGUACCCAACACCAACCCCACUGCCCUCUAAAUUGUUUGCUAAGCCAAAGAAACCACUCAACAACUCUGAGAGCUUUCUACCCAAGGCUAUGCAGCACGAGUUUAACCCUAGUGAUAAUAAACCAAAGAAUUCAAAUGACAAGCUUCUAGAAACACCUCCAAGGAAAAAUACCAGAGCUGGCAAAUCAAAAGACGUGGAUGAAGAAUCAACUAAGGAAACCAAAUCAACAGGUAGAAAGAAAUCUGAAAAAUCAGAUGAAAAUACACCUAGUAAAAUAAAUGACAAAAUACAGCAUGAAGAAGAACCUCCAUCAAAUAAACGAGGCCCAAAGCGAAAGGGUACAGUGGGAGCAUCUCCCGACAAGAGGCCAUUGAGGGAGUCACGAUCUUCUCAGAUUAGUUCCUCACCUUCAUCAAGUCCUACUAAGAACAAUAGGAAACGAGCCGCAGAAAAUUCUCCUGUUAAGAAAGCAGGAACGAUGAACAAACGGUUAAAAACUGAUAAAGUUAACGGUAUUGUACCGAAAAAAGGAAAUGCUAGACUGAAGUCGGCAAAUGCCAAAAAGUUAGACAAUUCAAAAUCUGUAUCAAGCAGGAGGAAAAAAGGCAGUCCAAGUAGUAGCGAAGAUUCUCAAACUGAUUCAUCCUCAGUGUUACAAGUUGAUAACAGGGGCAUGGUUAUACGGGACUUGUCAUCUCCUAGUAGCAGUAGUGGAAGUGAUAUAAAGAGACCAAGGGGGCGACCGUUAAAAUCACCAUCUAAUAGUAAAUCUCCCAGUACUUCAAGAGGUCGAGGAAAGUUGAAAGCUGUACCAGAAUCACAAAGUAUAAAAAGGUACUUCACCAAGGCUGCAGAAUCCCCAGCAUCCCCUGCUAAAAAGUCACGUUUUUCAUCACCAUCUUCGUCUUCGUCUUCAGUGUCUUCUAGCAAAGCAUCACCAGUUAAAAGGCCCAAGCAAUCUGCAAAUAAUAAGAAUGUAUCCUCACCAGGUCGACCAUCAAGGCAGUCUUCAAAUGUAAAGGAAAAUGCAAGCAAGUCUUUUGCUAAAAGAUCUAAUAAUUUUUCUAAAAAGUCAUCGCCCACUAAAAAAGUUCUGGCCUCACCAUCGCCAAAGAAAGCUAGCACUCGUCAGAUCCUCACAAGUCCAGCAAACUCAUCAAAAUCAUCUACCUCGGCCUCACCAGCUAAGCAAUCACCUAGAAAGUCAGCAGGAAAAAUCAACACGCCGCUCAAAAAUGCAAAUAAAGGAUCUCUUCUGAAAAGAAAUUUCUCAUCACCAGUCAAAAAAGCAUCACCAGUCAAAAAUGCAUCACCAGUGAAAAAAGCAACAACCCCAGUGAAAAAAGCAACACCGGUAAAGAAGAAUAUGAGAAAUGUACGGAGAGCGCCAUCAAGGUUAACAAAUGGAGUAGCAAGUUCACAUAGCAAAAGUGAUAAUAGUGGAAGAUCAAGCAGAAAGAUUAAGCCAACUCCCAAGGCAGCUGCGGCAGCAGCAGAAGCCGCAGAAAAACAAAGCAAGAAGUCAGUACAAUCAAGUCUUAAUAUAUCUCGACGAAGCCGGAAUAGGCGGAAAUAAACAUCCAAGAAUUCAUUGUCUAUAUUUAAGCCAUCCUGUACUCCAAGAAUACAAGAACUAAUCACCUUGUGUUGUGGGUUGCUGCUUGUCAUCUUGGUGUUGUAGGUUAGAAGUGCAGUUUGCUACCUUAAUGUAGUGGGUUGCAGGUGAAGCUUGCUAUCUUGAUAUAUUUGGUUGUGCAGCUUGCUACCUGAUAUAGUUCUUGUGGGUUGCAAGUGCAGCUUUCUACACUGUGCUAUGAUGUCUUGCUACUUUGAUGUAGUAGGUUGCAGCUGCAGCUUGUCAUCUUGGGGUUGUGGGUUGCAGUUGCAGAUUGCUACCUUGAUAUAGUGGGUUGCAGGUGCAGUGCUUGUCAUCUUGUUGUUGUCAGUUGCAGCUUAUGUUGGUGUGGCAGCAAAGCUUGCUAACUUGACUAUACCAUGGGGGUUACAUGUGCAGAUUGUUAUCUUGGUGUUGUGUAAUUGUUAGUUUAAGUGCAUUGGUCAACAAUUCUACUCUCUUAUUUAGUCAUGGAAGUCAAAGUCAUUCUAUUGUGUUAUUCAUUGGUAUUUAUACAUGGACAUUUUGAAGUUGUCUCGCAUGUCACAUCAAGUAUUUAAUUUUUAAUUAAAAUAUUUAUUUAAAAAUUCUGAAUGCAUUUCACAGAAUUUAAAAUUGUAAAUAAUUAAUAUUGAGUGACUGGGGAGUGUUGAUCGUUGUCUUUCAGUCAUUUAGGUAGUCAUUAUGUUGCAAGGUAAAAAGGGGCCAAUCUGUACAUGAUUAUUUUGAUUAUUUUUUUUCUUAGUGAAUUUUUUAAUUUUAUUUUAAAUUACAAUCCAGAGGUUACUCUUAAAAUCAUAAAAAUCAUUAAAUAAUUUAAUGACUGUGAACAAGAUUAACAUCUUGAUUAAAUAUUGCAUAUACAAUAUGUUUGAUAGAGCUUUUGUGGCAUAUAAUUGAGGCCACCAAACAUGUAAAUUGAUGUUGAUGCUCAAUUUUUUUAAAAUGUCUUAACCUAAGGUUCAGUGUUGUUCUCAUUAACUAACAUGCAUGGAUAUCUUCAUAAAAGUUCCUUGAGAGUUGGAAAGAGUUCAAAUGUAUAUUGUUGCGUGUUCUGACCGGAUCAGCAUUGUUCUGUGCAUGCACAUUAGUGAGGACAAUAUACUACAUACUUGCAUGCAAAAUUAUGUUGUUAAGUGGGAGGGGAGGAUGUGUUUUAAAACUGACUUACAAUGAGACUAUUGGCAUGUUGGAUGUGAGAGUUUUUUAAGGGUUUUGUGGGGAGAAUAUUUUAUAUGAUGUCUUAGUGUGAUUUUAGAAGAUUAUUUCUUAGUGUUAAUUUUUCAGUUUGUGGAGUAAUUGUAUUCUGGCAAUUUUAAAUGAAUUGGGUGAGGAUUGUUUUUCUUUUUUUCUUUUUCUUUUUUAUUUGAAGAUUUUGUGAUAGGAAAGCAAUAAAGGAUCUCAAAAAAAUGAUUGCUUUUUUUUGUUUUUUUUUUAGAAAUGUGAUUUUGAAGCUAUUAUUGAACUUGAGCUUGAACAUCAAAGUUGCUAUGCAUGUCCAUAUAUGUAAAUUUGAUAAUGAUUUGAUUGAUGUGCCAAUCAAUUCAAUAAUGUGUACCUUUCAAGUACUGUAAUGAAAAUAACAUUGUGAAUGUGCUUGAUAUGUAUAUGUUGUGGGGAUGUUAUCUCCACAAGCUAUAUUCCUAACUAUGUUUAUAUACUUAUAUGCAUUUUUUAAUCCAUACGAAAUGUUGUAUCUUAGCAAGAAGGAAGAUACACCGUGGUUUUACUACAAAGCUUAAAAUGGGGAAUUGGAAUAAUCCUAGUGAGAGACACUUCAAUUAUUGCAUUUUAUGCUAUUAUGAUGCAACAUCUUUUAUUAUUUAUAAUGUAUUAAGUAAUUGUCUUAAUUUAACAAGUAAAACAUUUCUGUUUUGGUUAUUGCCAUGUCUGUAUUAUUUGAUUUUAAAAAAUAGGCACAUGAUGAGCAGGUAAUUGUUGAUGUUGUGAAUCAGGCAUUCAAAGUAAUAUUCAAAAGUAAAUGGAAUUAUGUUAACUAAUUUUUGAAAUGCAAUGUUAUUUUUAAAACAUCACCCUCAAUCAAUUUUACAAGAUUGAUUAUGUAUUUGAAAAUAAUAACAUGUUUGUGUAUUUGAGUGAGUUUGUAACAUAAUAGUUUCAACUUUGUUUUUAAUCCCAUGUUAAUUGUCUUUUUUUUGAGAUUGUAAAUAAUACUCUUGGGUUUGGA
This is a messenger RNA of Anneissia japonica, 7197 nucleotides long. Its product is annotated as sister chromatid cohesion protein PDS5 homolog A-B-like. Gene Ontology annotation, biological process: mitotic sister chromatid cohesion; DNA repair. The record is from RefSeq and is a predicted model, not a curated record. The coding region runs from base 156 to 4970 and encodes 1604 amino acids. The transcript has 27 exons. Gene Ontology annotation, cellular component: nucleus; chromatin. NCBI's taxonomy places the organism in Eukaryota, Metazoa, Echinodermata, Crinoidea, Comatulida, Comatulidae.